Molecule: messenger RNA, 1309 nt
Organism: Physella acuta
Lineage: Eukaryota; Metazoa; Mollusca; Gastropoda; Physidae
Source: RefSeq, a predicted model, not a curated record
CUAUCAAUUGGAACACCUUGACUUUAAAGGUCAGCAAGGGUUAGCAUGGGGAAUCUCCAGUCUAGAGAGUUUAGAAAAUCUAGUGGAAAAGGAAGAGACUCAGAGAAUGACAACAAUAAAUGUAACCAGAGAAAAUUUUCAGAAGGAUGUGACCUCAGCUUUAAUUAAAUGUGCUGAAAAUGUGAAGGUCCUUGUUCCCUGGGUGCAUUGUGAAUGGUCGAAAAAAACAUUGGAAAUUAUAGAUAAGCUACCCAAGUCAGGUUUUACAGACCAGAAAUCACUAUUUCACCAAACAGAUGUGGAGGCUAAAGCUCAGGGAUAUACCAAGUACUCCUAUCAAAAAUUAGGGAAGGUUCUCAAUCUGCUGCACUACUGGGGAAAUGGUCUGUAUUUGUGGCAUCAGCGAAAGAGUUUGUGUGCCACAGACCUAAUGACUUAUGAAAGUCUGUUGGUCAAAUUCCUGACUACAACACCUCCUGACAAGGUCAGGGUCACCUCCAUAGGUCACAGUGUUCCAUGCUGGAAGGUCAAUUCAUUUGAGGCUUUUAUUCAAGCAGAAAAACUUCAUGGAGAGGCUUUGAAAGCUGCAGAUAUUUUUAAAAGACAAGGCUUGCUUAUAAAACUGAGUCCACUUUUGUUUGAAAAAAGCCAAGAUGGAGAUUCUGUGUAUGUAAGGAUGUCAGAUAUCCCAGAGAGUCACAGCAUGUUGCAAAGUUUAUGGCCCGAGCCUUGCCCUCAGCAGAGGAUUAUACAAACAAACAGAUGCUACAACUUCCUACCCACAAUUCCUGACGGCUUUAUGUCAAAACUUUUAAGGUCAGUGUUGAAAGUGUUCCAGCCCUUGUGUAUCUGGCGCACUGGUUUCUUGAUUAGACAGGGUCCAGUGGACAUCAGAGCCUCUCUACACAGAUACAAGGGUGACGCAAGACUUGACAAGACUCCAGUGCUGGUUGUAUCUGCUAGGGCUGUUGACAUCAGGCAGAAGAAAAGUUCCAGCAUCAUCGACUCCUCGCAGGAGGCUCGCAGUACCAUGUUUGCUGCUCUCAGACAAGUCCUGCUAGUAGUGGACAGUGUGGUGCAGAAAAUGAAACUUUAUGGAUUUGUGACACUAGUUUGUCCAGAGUGCUCAGAAUCAAACACAGAGAAAAUGAUUGACGUCACGAAGACAUGGCACCUGCCUUACUACAUUGGCUUGAUAUCCAGCAGACACAAGCACUGCAAGAGUCAUCCAAAGAUUGACCACAACUAUUUGUGUGAGCCCCAGACUGAGCAAGGAGGUUGGUCACAAUUCUUCUUGGUACAUUCAUAA